Gongylonema pulchrum is the source of this 234-nucleotide messenger RNA. The record is from the annotation of a GenBank genome assembly. NCBI's taxonomy places the organism in Eukaryota, Metazoa, Nematoda, Chromadorea, Rhabditida, Gongylonematidae.
CGACCACAGUUUGAUGAUUCGGCGGUAGCAGUGAUCUAUGUUCAGGAUAUCAAGAAAAACUUUUAUAAGCGCUUCCUGUACGAACCGUUUCCAGUUGAAUCAAGCUUACUUCAAGUACUGCCCAAUCAUGUAAAUGCAGAAAUUUACGCAGGGACUAUUGGUUCGAAGCAGCAAAUUGUGGAAUAUGUUUCCAAUACGUACUUGUAUCGCCGACUUUUUGCGAAUCCGAGGUAA